Molecule: messenger RNA, 1008 nt
Organism: Neoarius graeffei (lesser salmon catfish)
Lineage: Eukaryota; Metazoa; Chordata; Actinopteri; Siluriformes; Ariidae
Gene: cacng2a
Product: calcium channel, voltage-dependent, gamma subunit 2a
Exons: 4
Coding region: 10-1008 (332 amino acids)
Biological process (GO): neurotransmitter receptor internalization; calcium ion transmembrane transport; transmission of nerve impulse
Cellular component (GO): AMPA glutamate receptor complex; voltage-gated calcium channel complex; postsynaptic density membrane
Molecular function (GO): voltage-gated calcium channel activity; channel regulator activity
Source: RefSeq, a predicted model, not a curated record
UGCGGCAACAUGGGUCUCUUUGACCGCGGGGUUCAGAUGCUGCUGACCACGGUGGGCGCCUUCGCUGCGUUCAGUCUCAUGACCAUCGCGGUCGGCACGGACUACUGGCUCUAUUCACGAGGAGUGUGCAAAAUAAAGACUAACAACGAAAAUGAGACCAGUAAGAAAAACGAAGAGGUGAUGACCCACUCUGGAUUGUGGAGAACCUGCUGUUUAGAAGGGAACUUUAAAGGGCUGUGUAAACAGAUCGAUCACUUUCCUGAAGACGCGGACUACGAAGCUGAUGCUGGAGAGUACUUCCUUCGAGCGGUGAGGGCAUCCAGUAUAUUCCCCAUCCUUAGCGUGAUCCUACUCUUCAUGGGAGGCCUGUGUAUUGCCGCCAGUGAGUUUUACAAGUCCCGUCACAACAUCAUCCUCAGUGCAGGGAUCCUCUUCGUGUCCGCAGGUUUGAGCAACAUCAUUGGCAUGAUUGUCUACAUAUCAGCGAACGCCGGUGACCCCACCAAGAGCGACUCGAAAAAGAACAGCUACUCGUACGGCUGGAGCUUCUACUUUGGUGCUCUGUCCUUCAUCAUGGCUGAGAUGGUGGGUGUCCUGGCCGUGCACAUGUUUAUCGACCGACACCGUGAACUCCGAGUUGCCAACGCCCGGGCUGGAAGAGGCAUUGUCACUGGAAACGCAGACUACCUGCACGGCUCGGCCAUCACACGCAUCCCCAGCUACCGCUACCGUUAUCGGCGCCGCUCACGCUCCUCCAGCCGCUCCACAGAACCCUCACAGUCACGUGACACCUCUCCGCUGGGCCUCAAGGGCUUUGGAGCUCUGCCAUCCACUGACAUCUCCAUGUACACUCUGAGCCGCGGCGGAGCAGAUACGCUGAAAGCCACGCCCCCAGCCACCUAUAACUCGGAGAGGGACCAUAACUUCCUGCAGGUCCACAACUGUAUCCAGAAAGAUGCGAAGGACUCACACAGCAACGCUGCCAACCGUCGCACUACGCCUGUAUGA